Molecule: messenger RNA, 4856 nt
Organism: Amoebophrya sp. A120
Lineage: Eukaryota; Dinophyceae; Syndiniales; Amoebophryaceae
Source: the annotation of a GenBank genome assembly
AGAAACAAAGAGCAUUGGUACAUAUGUUUCUUCAGAAACAAUACAAGCCUGACAAGCAUGCGUCGGUCGUUGUCGUGGUCGUGCAACAUAGAAAAAAGAAGUAGUCCUCCAGUGAGGGUGAGCUCGACAUGAUUAUGCGCUGCCUUUCUUGGCGCUUGUGGAUCUUCCCUUGAUUGUCAGGAUGUCUGCGCCGAGUGCUUUGCACCAGCAGCACAGAAGAUCUCAGCGGCAGGACGAAAUUGCCGGCACGGAAGAAGAAUCAUCGUCGCAAAAGAGGCUCGCAACAUCAUCCAUGGCGCCCGCGGUCUCGCAGGACGGGUUUCCGUCCGAGCUUGAGCAGACGAGAUGGCGCCGCGUUAUGACAAACUACGCGCAGUUGUCCAUUUACACGAAGCGCGGAAAGCCCUCCCCGCGGCUGUUCCGUACGGUGGCCGUCGCGUGCAUCGCAUAUUGGAGCGUCGUCGCUUUCUUCACGUGCAAUGAACCUGCCGAAACGACAAGCAGAAACAGAACGGUGUUGGGCGCAGCAGGUGUGGAAGCUCCAACUGCGGUGUCUCCAUUCAAGCUGUCCUGGUUCUAUCCCACGUUCGCGACGUGGAUGCUGAUUGCCGUACUGUACUUCGGGCAGCGCUUCAUGGAGGCGCGAACGCCGCGUCGCGUUUGGCCGGCACUACUUCUCUUUGACACCUGCUGUUUCUGUGCGAGUUUCCUGCUCUUCGUCACGGCGGGAAACUGCAUUUUCGACUACUUUGGCUACCUUUCCGGCGACCCGAUCAUUAGCCGGGAGGCUUCUACGGUCGGAAAUGAUGACGUUUUGCCGAUGCCACGCGGCGUCACAAAGCUGGUGAACAUUGCAAAGAUCAUGCGCCUGCAGUACCACCUGACCUUGUUCGAGGUAUUCGAGAUUGUCUUUGUUGUCGCCGCGAAAAAGUUCCGGCUACCGGUGAGCUUGCUCAACGUGUACGUAAAGACGAUGCUGAUGUGGGCCUGGUAUGUAGCGGCGCGGCACCUGAUGCUGUGCGCCGAAGAGGCGGUAGGCCAGGCGCGAAGUAGUGCCGCCCAGCAGGAGCCAAGCAGAGUAACGGACUUGAAUUUCUUCGAAGAGGUGCCGCAGUCUGCCGCGUCUGCGAGUCACAUGAUUUUGAUCCUGUUUGUGAUGAACCUGUUUUCUCUCCUCACGUACGGUUACUACAUCGCCUCCAUGCUACUCGCGAAGGAGUGCGGAUCCGCGGAGUCGUCUUCGAACACGCAGCACCACAGCAGCCGCGGAGGUACCGUUACAGCUGCCGUGCGUCCUAGCGCUAUUUCGACCUCGAGCGCCAGAAUGGCAAGUGCAGCUACUGGUGGCAGAAAUACGAAAGGUAGAGUUUCGAUCGAGGACGCAGAUACGACACCGUCUCUGUCGGAUUGCACACCCCAAUCGUCAGGCACGUGCUCGGACAACUGCGAAGAAAAACUUGCGACGCCGCGGACAAGAAAAGUUGUAUCGCACAGCACAAGUUCGAGUGCAAAGAAAAGCGCGAAAUUCAGGAAAAGGGACUUGAACGCGAAGCGGACCUCCAACAAAGUCAGUGGCGACAUCUUCACGGGGCAGGACACAAGCGAAACGACCAGUCGUGUGUCUUGUAGUGCAGAAGACGACAAGCGAACUUUGUCACUGUCCGCUUGCCAUGCCCCCGAAGCAGCCGCCGACCAAACGGAAAGCUGUCAGAAGCACAAGGGUGUUGCUACGCUGUUGCAGGAGAGCAUUCUGGCCGUCGUGGCCCUGUGCAACAGUUUUGUGCUUCGUCAUUUUCCCGCUCUGCAAUGGGCGCAGCACAUGAUUUUGUUUCUCCACGCGGUGUUUCAGUUUAGCUGCCUUCUCCUUGUGCAGACGAGCAGCCCAGCUACCUUGAAUGCAGAUUUUUCGUCCUCAUUUCCGUCGCCUCUCUUCCAGGACAGUUGGUUCGGAAUCGAGCAAAUAUUCUCUCUCGGCCCGUUGCACAAAAACCCGCUGCUGCACAUUACCAAUCCGGUGAUCCCUUUGCUCGAACUGCUGGUUUGCAGCCAGCUGCUGCUGCUGUACGUCGACUUCAACGUGCACAGCCAGGAUCAGCACCUAAGCGGACAUAACAAAGACGGCAAGGAACAUCAACCCGAGGCCCGGUUCUGCUUUUCCUUCGACAGUUGCGGGUGGCUUUACGUGUACCACUGGGGCGUCGCGACCUUUAUCUACGACCACUUAUCCUGUGGAACGGGCGAAUACCCGGCGGAGCUCGCCUUCUCCGGGGCGAGCGGGGGCGCUUUGGUGGCUGGGGCACUGGCGCUGGGGUUGAACCCCAUGGACGUCUGCUUCGACACCAUCCGCCAGUCGGGCCCCUGCCGGUGGAGCAUCUUUGAGGCAUUUCGGCUGUGCGACCGGACACUGGCGAAGUGGGUCCCGGCAAGUGUGUCUCACUGUACGGGCCGGUUGCGCAUUCUCAUGACCCGCUUGUCCUUCUGGCGCCCACCCUUUGCGAAGGGACAGGUAAGUACCUCAGACAUCUUCAUUCUUCGUGACGAGUGCUAUAUUGAUUCCGGAACCGCGCCAUGGACCCGCACUAUGUCAAUGUGAUCGUGUAGUUGAUGGCAAAAUAGAUACUCAAUUUUUCGUGUUUUAUCUGAUUUUCUACCAUGUGCAGGUUGUCACCCAGUUCGAGGACCGCACCCACUUCAUCCAGUGCCUCCGCGCCUCGUCGCACAUUCCCCUGCUUGGGGGGCUGUUUCCGUAUUUUGUGGAGAAGUACAGGGCCUACUACGUGGACGGGCUGAUGUGGCUUUCCUUGUUUGUCCACUGGCGGACCUUUAGCCCGAGCGACUACGUGACGCGCGUGAGCGCCACCGGGGUGUACCCGAACGCGGAUAUCAGUCCCCGGAAGACGUUUCCCGCCUGGUGGGCGAUUUUUCCGCCGGGCGAGGAAGUUUUGGAGGGCAUGUUCUGGCAGGGCUACCUGGACUGCAAGGCGCACUUUGAGCGGAACCACCGGACCGUUCCGCGGGUUUGUGGCUGCUCGUGCCGCUCGUCUCCGGCGCGCUCGAAGACCGGCUCGCGCUCGAGCUCCAAAGACACUUUCUACCACGGAAUGAUCCGCAAUGAAGACGAGAACUGUGGUGCGUUCAACGCGGAAGCCUUGCAACCAGCGCACCAGCGGACUCCCUUGCACAGCGGUCAUUCUACAGCUUUCGCAACGAGGUCACUUUCGCGUAGCUUCAUCUCGCGGGAAGAUUGUGCAGCGCCAGGACGAGCUGCUGGUGUUUCUGAAGAACAAGAAGAGCAGCUGUCAUUUCCUCGGACCGCCUCGACCACGCCGGCGGUUUUUCUCGAGGCACAGGGCGAAAUUUUGUCAUCCGACUCGGACUUAGAGGAGCCCGACGAACGCCUGCCGCCCGCGCUGGUGUUUCAGGAUUUGCGUCGCCGCUCGGUUUUAGACAACAAACCGAGCAGCCGAAGCGGGUCAAAAGGUUUUGAAAACUUGACGUCGUCCUCGUUUUCUGACCAAGCAGGAGACCGCAGCAGCAUCACCUUCUCGCAGCCCGACCCGGGUCUUCUGAUCCCAAAUCCGGACAGUAAUUCCGUUGCCUCUGUGGACGAAGGUGAAGGGCGGUGUGUCAGCACAGAUUGUCCUACAACAACUUCCAAGGAGAUCAGUGCGUCGAGGACCUCUCCGCGCAAACGGGGGAAGAGAGCACGAAACACGUCUGAAUGCUUGACAGCAUCCGCAUCAGAGAAAAAUUGCGCCGCUGCAGAGCAAGACAGAGCGACGUUUUCCAAUGGAUCAGAGAUGAAGGAGCCUCAUCCACCAGCGGGACCUGGGAUAGGCAAGGACCACCAAGACGUGUUGUCCCGCGCAAACGUGAACAUCAACCCCGCCAUCGCGCUCUGGUCUUCUGGCACUUACCACGCAUCGUUGAGCCAGCAGCGCCUGGAAGCAAAUUCUGCGGAGGUCGAGCGCCUCAUCGCAGUCGCAGAUCACCACAUCGAGACCAGCUGGGUGGCGUGCUUCAUGAGUUUUCUCCUCAUCGGGCUAGCUUUCAUCGCCUUCUCUUGAACAUCAAGACGAAUCACACGCAAUUUCUAUACAGCUCUUGUUCCAUUUGACUACUACUCCGAUUUUCCUUCCAAAUGAAUCGCAUGAAGAAGAAGAUAAGUAGACUCUACUAGCACCGCUCUUUUCGGAGAAGCAGUACAAGUUCCUGCGGAUACCGACAGCGACAUACUCAUUGACUCCUGACGAAGGAGACCAUCACCUAGUGUAGUAUCUGGCGGUAUACUAGCUCUAGCAAACCAGGGUAAACUCAUAAUUUUUUCAGCAAAUCCGAAGAAAACGAAAUGCUGGUGUUGCAAAAACGGAUACUUUUGCUCUUACCUACGCUUUUUCAAACAUCAUGACCGCCGUAGCUAGUGGGUUCUUGUGUGUAGCUUUGGUCUUAUUCUUGGUCAUAUCAACAUCAAAAUGCAGUCUAACCGCUACCAGACACACGCUUAUCUCUUUGGUGGGCCAGAGAUAUGUUAAAUUCUUCGAAAAUUACAUUCCAUACAUACCUUUCCAGGCCGGCGCCAUCUGCCGUUGUUUUUUUUUGCUUGAUUUGUUACCACGAGCAUUAUCUCAAGGAGAAGUAGAUAAUCCUGGUCCUGCGCUCUGAUUUGCCUACGCAUUUGCCUUCAACUACCAAGCUAGGAGCAAUUCCGAGGUUUGAUGAGUCAAUUUUCCCAUUGGUUUUUUAGGCAAAGAGGACCAGAACAAGUUGCUGCAGGACGCGAAAUGAAUUCUGUACUUACAACUGGAUUUUUGGUCACGGAGUUUGGGGAGUAGCAUCAUCAAUGCCCAUGUGAAAUG